CGAAAAGUAAUAUUACCCCCUAUUUUUUUAACUGAACACUUCUUUCUUCAUUCUUAAAAUUAUUUUGUAUGAUAAAUAUAUUAUUUAAAGUAUUACGUUGUACAAUAACCAAGCUGGGCAGAAAGGAACGUGUACAUAUAAUAUUCUUUGAAAUAUUUAUCACGAACUUCAAUAAAUACUACGAUUUUGUGAAACCUGCAAGGACAACUGUAAAUGACAAUGUGGGAUCCAACAGCUUUAAUAAUCGUGAUUGCUGUUUUGGUGCAUGGAAUUCUGCUUCUAAUCGCCUUCCUAGUUUGUUGUAGCCACGGAAGAACACAGACAAGGAAUAGUAUAUUGUCAGAUGGUCAAAGAGCCAGAACACCCAACUCUAACAGAAUAAAUUUGUCAACAAUACCAGAUGUUACCUUACAUUUGAAUCAAGCAUCUUGUAGCCAGUCAAAUGUCCGUAUGUCACCGCUAAUGUUAGAUGGAUAUCAUGUACAUGUACCUAGACAGACAGAGACCCACUACAAGAAACAAACAUCGUCAAAUCCUCCAAGGAAUAUCCCGUCACCUACAGAAAAUGUCGACCUUAACAAUAGAGAAGAAACUAGAGAUGCCCCGGAAUCUCCUCCAUCUCCUAGAAAUAGAGAGCAGGAAGAACGCCAUAUUGUCCCAGCUGAUUUAACUGAAUCCUUCAAUUUCUCAGAAGGUGGUUUUGAAGAUUGUCCAGAUGUGCCCCCUCCUUCUUAUAAAAGUUUGUUUCAAUAGUUUGACCAGCCGAUGAAUCCUUAUUAAAAAGUGUGUAAAUCUUGUUUUAAGUUAGAUAUGGCUUUCAGUGUCCAUCACAACACGGAAAAAAGCAAUUAUCUUUUAGCACACGUAAUUCUAAGUAAACUGAUGAUUCAGAUAAA
Messenger RNA from Saccostrea cuccullata (small rock oyster), 896 nucleotides. RefSeq lists its product as uncharacterized. The coding region runs from base 214 to 753 and encodes 179 amino acids. NCBI's taxonomy places the organism in Eukaryota, Metazoa, Mollusca, Bivalvia, Ostreida, Ostreidae. The record is from RefSeq and is a predicted model, not a curated record. The transcript has 6 exons.